AUGGAACAACAAUACCUCAAGGGCAAGACUGCCAUCGUCACAGGUGCAGGCAAGCCGAAUGGAAUUGGGGCGGCGUCUGCAAUUGCGCUCGCUGAACACGGUGCCAAUGUCUUGAUCCAUUACAACAGCUCGGCCGGGCCAGCAGAGGAAGUCGUGGCCAAAAUCAAGAGUCUGGGAGUUCAGUCUGCGGCAGUCAAAGCCGAUGCGUCGAGCGCCGACUUUGGCAGCACUCUGGUCAACGCUGCCCUGAAGGAGUUCAACACCAAAACCAUCGACAUCAUCGUCAACAAUGCCGGCUUCGCCACGCCGAACAUCCAGGGCAUCGCAUCUGUGGGAUUCGACGAGUGGGAUCCCGUGUUCCGUAUCAACGUGCGAGGCCCAUUCGUCCUCAUCCAGGCAGCGCUGCCGUACAUGACAACUGGCGGACGCAUCAUCAACAUUGGAAGCAUCAUCUCACGACUUGGUUCAUGGAUGCUGCCCGUCUACUGUGCGUCCAAAGGCGCUCUGACCUCGAUGACCGUGGCUAUUUCAGAAGAGCUAGGGCCCAAGGGUAUCACGGCCAAUGUGGUGUCUCCCGGGCCGACCGCCACGGAUCUGUCCAUGGAAGGCACUCCGAUUGGUGCGAGACUGAGGAACAAUCAGCACAUCAAGAGAGAGGGCACACCCAAAGAGAUCGCGGAAACGGUCCUGUUCAUGGCGAGCCCAGCGACCUCGUAUAUCACCGGCCAGGUUAUCCAUGUGGAUGGAGGGAUUGCAUUCCCAUAA
Fonsecaea nubica is the source of this 765-nucleotide messenger RNA. RefSeq lists its product as hypothetical. Bases 1 to 765 code for a protein of 254 amino acids. Gene Ontology annotation, molecular function: oxidoreductase activity. The record is from RefSeq and is a predicted model, not a curated record. NCBI's taxonomy places the organism in Eukaryota, Fungi, Ascomycota, Eurotiomycetes, Chaetothyriales, Herpotrichiellaceae. The transcript is spliced from 2 exons.